This is a messenger RNA of Arachis stenosperma, 897 nucleotides long. RefSeq names its product F-box/kelch-repeat protein At3g06240-like. The transcript has a single exon. NCBI's taxonomy places the organism in Eukaryota, Viridiplantae, Streptophyta, Magnoliopsida, Fabales, Fabaceae. The record is from RefSeq and is a predicted model, not a curated record. The coding region runs from base 1 to 897 and encodes 298 amino acids.
AUGGGAUUCAUAUCUCUCCCAUUCUCUCCUAUGAAGAGGAAAAUUCAUCCUAGGGUUCAUGUAAUCGGUUCCUGCAAUGGCUUGGUUUGUUUACAUAGAGAGCCUUAUUCGCUUACCGUAUGGAACCCAACAACCGGUUCCUACAAAGCGUUUUCGUAUUAUCGUCACAUUGUUAGGAAUUCUUAUCCUCUCGAGAAGACUUGGAAUUGUUUAAAGCCUCUUCGGAUAACUCUUCUUUCUGGGUUUGGGUACGAUGAAUCAAAAGAUGACUACUUGGUAAUUGCAGCUUGGAAGGAUAAGAGAGAGGAGAACCACUUUGAUUUCUAUUCACUGAGAAGCAGUUCAUGGAAGAGCUUUGAUGUUGCACUUCCCAACAACACCACUAGGAGGCGAGAUCCUGGGUUGUUCUUCAAUGGGGCUCUUCAUUGGUUGCCUGAAGAUAUCAAUGAUGAUAAAAUUCUUGUCUUUGAUAUCACAAAAAAGAGAUUUUCAGUGAUAUAUAAGCCAGAAAAGGAGGUGAUUUCUUACCAUGCAAAGAUGAUAGUCUUGGGAGGGUGUCUAGCCUUGUAUUUCACAGUGAAAAGCAGCAUCCAUGGUAAGAUAUGGAUCAUGGAAGAAUACAAAGUGCAUACAUCUUGGACUCUGUAUAAGAAUCCAAAAGGUUUAUUUCAGCCUCUUUGCGUCUCCAGUGAUGGUAAUCUUGUUGGAUUGAGCGGUAACAGCAGUCUCAUGAAAGCGAGAGCCAAUGUUGAAAGAGAGUUGUCCUAUGCAUCAAGAGUGCACGUUGGUUAUCAUACUUAUGAUGAUCAUAAGAGCAUUAUGUAUACACAGAGUUUCAUGCCACUUCCUAGUGACUCUGAGGAGAAGAAGAAAAAGAAGAGAGAAUUAGGUAUGUAA